UUUAAGAGUUCUUUGCAGAAGACUAUUUGACCAGAACUAGAGGAUCAUGAUGACAACAAGAUUCAUCUGUUUAAUGCUAAUAGCUGUUGUGGGAGCUACUGCAAGCAAAACACAGGAAUUGGAAGGUGAUGAUGAGGAACCAGAACAAGAAUUCAUUUAUAUGAACAGAUAUAAGCGUUCCAGUGACACACAGGACAAGUGCACUUACACCUUUAUUGUACCUCAACAGAGAGUGACAGGUGCCAUUUGUGUUAAUUCUAAGGAGCCUGAAGUUCUACUUGAAAACAGGGUAAAUAAACAAGAAUUACAGUUACUUAACAAUGAACUACUUAAACAAAAGAGACAAAUAGAAACUCUUCAGCAACUGGUAGAGGUGGAUGGUGGUAUUGUUAAUGAGGUUAAGCUCUUAAGGAAAGAGAGCAGAAAUAUGAAUUCUCGUGUCACACAACUCUAUAUGCAGUUACUACAUGAAAUCAUCCGAAAACGUGACAACGCCCUAGAACUUUCUCAGCUUGAGAAUAAGAUUUUGAACCAAACUGCAGAUAUGUUGCAGCUUGCAAACAAAUAUAAAGACUUGGAGCACAAGUACCAACACUUGAUGUCGAUUGCCAAUAACCAGUCAAUGGUAAUUGCCCAGCUGGAAGAACACUGUCAAAGAAUGCCAUCCAUAAAGCCACUGCCACAGACUCCACAGCCACCAAACAAAGUGUACCAGCCUCCUACUUACAAUCGCAUUAUUAACCAGAUAUCUACUAAUGAGAUUCAGAGUGAUCAGAACUUAAAGGUUCUGCCACCUACCUUACCAACCAUGCCUGCCGUUACUAGUAUUCCAACUUCAACUGAUAAACCAUCUGGGCCCUGGAGAGACUGCCUGCAAGCACUAGAAGACGGCCAUGACACAAGCUCCAUCUAUCUUGUAAAACCAGAGAACACAAACCAGCUCAUGCAGGUCUGGUGCGAUCAACGGCACGACCCCGGCGGCUGGACGGUCAUUCAGAGACGGCUGGACGGGUCUGUCAACUUUUUCAGGAACUGGGAGACAUACAAGCAAGGCUUUGGCAACAUAGAUGGAGAAUAUUGGCUGGGAUUAGAAAAUAUUUAUUGGUUGACAAAUCAAGGCAACUACAAACUGCUCAUAACAAUGGAAGACUGGUCAGGUCGCAAAGUAUUUGCUGAGUAUGCUAGUUUCAGACUGGAGCCAGAAAGCGAGUAUUACAAAUUGAGACUGGGACGCUACAACGGCAACGCAGGCGAUUCUUUCACGUGGCACAAUGGGAAACAGUUCACCACGCUGGACCGGGACCAUGAUGUAUACACAGGGAAUUGUGCUCAUUACCAGAAAGGAGGAUGGUGGUACAACGCAUGUGCUCACUCAAAUCUCAACGGAGUUUGGUAUCGCGGGGGGCACUACCGCAGUCGGUAUCAGGACGGUGUUUAUUGGGCUGAAUUCCGGGGAGGAUCAUAUUCACUAAAGAAAGUUGUUAUGAUGAUAAGACCUAACCCCAACACAUUCCACUGAAAUAAUUCUUCUCUUGGUUUGUUUUCCUGUUUUAAAAAACACUUAAAGCUAUGAUGUUAUUACCUGGAAUCACCUUUUCAGGAAUGAGGAAUGUAAGAUAUUGUACAUUUAUUGCUAAGAUAUGAGG
This is a messenger RNA of Apaloderma vittatum (bar-tailed trogon), 1646 nucleotides long. RefSeq names its product angiopoietin-like 2 (gene ANGPTL2). The record is from RefSeq and is a predicted model, not a curated record. Lineage: Eukaryota; Metazoa; Chordata; Aves; Trogoniformes; Trogonidae. The transcript is spliced from 4 exons. Bases 47 to 1519 code for a protein of 490 amino acids.